Molecule: messenger RNA, 93 nt
Organism: Boleophthalmus pectinirostris (great blue-spotted mudskipper)
Lineage: Eukaryota; Metazoa; Chordata; Actinopteri; Gobiiformes; Gobiidae
Product: latent-transforming growth factor beta-binding protein 4-like
Exons: 2
Source: RefSeq, a predicted model, not a curated record
CCAAGACCAGGACCAAGACCAAGACCAAGACCAAGACCAGAGACCAGGACCAAGACCAGGACCAAGACCAGGACCAAGACCAAGACCAGACCA